Molecule: messenger RNA, 1990 nt
Organism: Branchiostoma belcheri (Belcher's lancelet)
Lineage: Eukaryota; Metazoa; Chordata; Leptocardii; Amphioxiformes; Branchiostomatidae
Product: 26S proteasome non-ATPase regulatory subunit 3-like
Exons: 12
Coding region: 96-1634 (512 amino acids)
Biological process (GO): ubiquitin-dependent protein catabolic process; regulation of protein catabolic process
Cellular component (GO): proteasome complex; proteasome regulatory particle, lid subcomplex
Molecular function (GO): enzyme regulator activity; protein binding
Source: RefSeq, a predicted model, not a curated record
CAUGCGCAAAAGGUAACCAUCAAAUGUGCUGAAGACAAAAUUAGGAAAGAACGGAAUAGUUUCUUCGUUUUAAAACAAAAGGUACAAGUAGAAAAAUGGUGAAAGAAGCAGUGAAGGAGAAGAAGGGAACCCCGCAGGAUGUGGAGAUGAAGGAUGCAGACGCGGUGACGAACGGAGAUGUGCCGGAGAAGGGAAAAAAAGAGACGGACCAACUCACACUGGAAGAUAUCAGAGAGCAGGUGAAGUUGAUAGAGAAGGGUGUGAAUGGGAAGGAGCCCAGGUUCGUUUCCCGUGUCCUGUGGUCGUUUUCCGCCACCCGACGGCGCCUGAACCACAGCGUGCUGCGCCGACUUAUCAACGCGUACUUCCCGAGUACCAACAUGGCGGCCAAGGAGGCCCUGCAGCAGUACCUGGACGAGCCAAUGGACACAGAGAGCCAUGCCAGCACCCCGUCCAGUUCCGUGUCCACCCCCAGCACACGGCCGCGCAGCUCGCGCCCCCCUCCCACCUUCGUGGCUGAGGUGGAGGUGUACAUCCAGCUGCUGGUCGUGGUGCAUCUCAUCGACACAAAACGUCUGGAUGAUGCAUUGCAGUGCUCUGAGUCCCUGGUACAGAAGAUCAUCAGUCUGAACAGAAGGUCCAUGGAUGCCCUGGCAGCCAAGUGUCUGUUCUACCAUGCCAGAGUGUACGAACUCAUGGGACAACUCAGCCAAGUUAGAAGUUUCCUGAACUCCCGCCUGCGUACAUCUACGAUCCAUGUGGACAGCCACUCGCAGGCCAUGUUACUGAACCUCCUCCUGCGCAACUACCUACAUUACAACCUGUACGACCAGGCAGCCAAACUGGUCAGCAAGAGUACCUUUCCUGAAACUGCCAACAACAACGAGUGGGCUCGCUUCUUGUACUAUAUAGGUCGUAUCAAGGCCAUCCAGCUGGAGUAUUCAGCAGCCCACGGUCACCUGACAGAAGCCCUGAGGAAGGCUCCCACCUCUGCCGCUGUGGGCUUCAAACAGACAGUGAGCAAACUUGCCAUCACAGUGGAGUUGUUACUGGGUGAGAUCCCAGAGCGCUCACAGUUCAUCUCUCCUGCCAUGAAGAGAUCACUUGCACCAUAUUUCCAACUCACACAAGCCGUGCGUACUGGUAACCUGGCCAAGUUUAACGAAGUGUUGGAGAAGUAUGGGGACAGGUUCCAGGCAGACAACACAUGGACACUGAUCAUCAGGCUCAGACAUAACGUCAUCAAGACAGGUGUACGAAUGAUCAGCCUCUCGUACUCGCGCAUUUCGUUGGCGGACAUCGCUCAGAAGCUUCAGCUGGAUAGUCCUGAGGACGCAGAGUUCAUCGUUGCUAAGGCCAUAAGAGAUGGUGUGAUCGAGGCCACCAUUGACCAUGAGAAGGGGUACGUGCAGUCCAAGGAGAACACUGACAUCUACAGCACACGGGAGCCACAGCUGGCCUUCCACCAGCGCAUCAGCUUCUGUCUGGACAUUCACAACCAGUCUGUAAAGGCCAUGCGCUUCCCACCAAAAUCUUACAGCAAAGAUUUGGAGUCUGCCGAGGAACAGAGAGAGCGGGAACGUCAGGAUCUUGAACUAGCCAAGGAGAUAGCCGACGACGAAGACGAUUUCUAGGGAAAAAAACAUAACAAAGUUGUACAUACGCCUGAGCUUAGUCAGUGGAAAAUUAUAGCAAUAGUCCUCAGUCAAGGUUUAUAAAUUCAACAGCUACAUUCGCUAUGUCUUUUGAAUUAACAAAGGUAUCAAUGUUUUGCACUAUCCUGGAUUUGUCCCUCGGUUCGACAGGAAAUUUUGUCUACCAUAAACGCUUUAAAAUUUGCUCAGCAGUCACAAAGACAUACAUGUAUACAUUCUUUGCUUACAAUGGUAGGUAGGUGUAACUUGACUCAAGUGAUAGUUGCUUGCCUUUGAGUUAAACGUGUAACAUGUAUAACACUUGAAAACAAAGGAAGUAUGAAUAUUAAAGAAUA